Messenger RNA from Gongylonema pulchrum, 1740 nucleotides. Lineage: Eukaryota; Metazoa; Nematoda; Chromadorea; Rhabditida; Gongylonematidae. The record is from the annotation of a GenBank genome assembly.
AUGAAUUGGCACUGUGGAGCACCAGCGGUUCUUGCAUCAUUAUUGCGCAAUCUUCGAUUUUGCCAGGCAUUCAACGAGUAUCCUGGAACAUUCGUUGUUGCCGGCUCGUUUUGCUUGCCCAACAAAAUAGAGAAGGAUUACCUCAUCAAGCUACUGCUCACCGGCGACGACGCCGUCGAAAAAAUAAAUCGCUAUUGCGCUUACGUCCAGGAGCUGGUUGUUGAAGGCGGCGGUGAAGCAGUCAUUGAUGUGGGCGUUACAUCUGACACAUGUACGGAACGAGGUAUGAUGGAGCGACAGCUGGAGUUGGCGCAAGAGAAACAUGUUGAACUUAUGCGAGCCCUCGGACUGAUUACAACACGCCUGGUCACUGAGACACAGCGAAAAUUUUGCAACAGCGCAUAUCUGGUUCGAAGUCAGGUUACACCGGACGACUUUAUUGAGGUACGCGUGGCUGUUGUUGGCAAUGUCGAUGCGGGUAAAUCGACAUUGCUUGGAGUUCUCACCCAUGGAGCGCUGGAUGAUGGUCGUGGUCAGGCUCGUCAGAAGCUCUUCCGACACAAGCAUGAGUUCGAGUCGGGCCGAACCUCAUCCGUUGGCAAUGACAUUCUGGGCUUUGAUGCGGUUGGCAAUGUGGUUAAUAAUCCGGAUUCGCACACCGGAAAUCUGGAUUGGCUCUCCAUUUGUCAACAGUCGGCGAAGGUUGUUACCUUUUUUGAUCUGGCCGGACACGAGAAGUAUCUGAAGACGACAAUUUUUGGGAUGACUGGACAUGUCCCUGAAUAUGCCAUGUUGCUGAUAGGUGCAAAUGCGGGGAUUGUUGGGAUGACAAAGGAGCAUCUUUCGCUUGCUCUCUAUCUCGACAUACCGAUAUUCAUUGUGGUCACCAAGAUCGACAUGUGCCCCGAGAAGGUUCUCGCGGAAACCAUGAGCAGUCUGGAGAAGUUGAUGAAAAGCCGAGGGGCUCGCAAAUUUACGGUCCCAAUCAGACGAAUGGAGGAUGUUGUGCGUGCUGCGACAACAUUCAGCGCGGGAACGGUUUGCCCGGUUUUCCAAGUGUCGAAUGUUGUUGGUACAAAUUUAGAUUUGCUUCGAGCAUUUCUGAAUCUCAUUCCUCUGCGUCAGAAGUUCGAGCAGAAUUGCCCCCCUCACUUUCAAAUCGAUGAUGUAUAUUGGGUGGAUGGCGUCGGUACAGUUGUUUCGGGCACAUGCCUGGCCGGAGUGAUUUCGCUGAAUGAUACGAUGGUGAUUGGACCGAACUUACGAGGCGAGUUCAUUCCAAUUCCGGUGAAAUCAAUUCAUCGCAAGCGAAUGGCCGUAAGAAACAUUCGAUCCGGUCAGACAGCUUCAAUUUCGAUCCGGAAGCUAUCCAAGAAGGAGGUCCGAAAAGGAAUGGUGCUCCUUUCCCCGCAGUUUCCGGCCAUUUCUUCAAUCGGCUUCACUGCGGAUAUACUCGUCCUCCACCAUCCAACAACAAUUGCUAAAAAUUACCAAGCAAUGGUGCAUAUUGGCUCGGUUCGCCAGACUGCAACGAUAACUGGAAUGCAGAAGCCGGUGCUGCGCACUGGAGAUCGUGAUCGGGUCUCGUUUCGUUUCAUCCGGCAUCCCGAGUACCUUUGUGUUGGAACGCAGCUGGUAUUCCGUGAGGGCCGAACAAAAGCUGUGGGUAAAAUCCAAGAGAUUUUCCCAUAUAUCGAGAGUACGAUUCCAAAGCAGUUGCGCCCAAAGGCUGCUUUCAAA